ACCGAGGAAAACACGAUAUAUAACAAUACAUACAUAGAACCCCCACUCUGCAUGCAACCAGCCGCCAUUUGCAGCCACGCCAACCGCUGAAGUUGCCCGAAAGUCGCGGUAUCGUUCUUUGUUUUCAAACCAAUUUUCGUUUUCUAUGCCACAGUUUCAUCCUUCCUUCCUUUUUCUCUCUAAGAUUUUCGUUUCUUCUUCCGAUUUUCCCGGAUUCCUCUUCUUAUCUUUCCCAUCGACCGUUUGGUUGACGAGAAAAAAUUCAAGAAAUCGCUUAAAAUAAUAGCCGAACAGUCAGUUUUUUCUUUGUUUGGAUUCGCUUCAUCUCCUUCCACUUUGAGGUUAAAGAUGAAAUUCGGAGAAACGUUUAUGGAGUAUUUACACGGAGAUCGUGAAUGGUUCUUGGACAAAUGUUCGCAUGUUGAGUAUAAGCGGUUGAAGAAGGUUCUUAAGAGCUGUCGGACUUGUAGACUUAAUGAUUCUUGCACAAAUGAAUGUGAAUGGAAAUCUUGCCCAUUGUGUGAUCAGUUGUUCUUCUCGGAGUUGAUGAGGGAAGCCUCGGAUAUUGCGGGGUGUUUCAGUACAAGAGUUAGACAUCUUCUUCAUCUUCAUGUUGCUGGCGGAAUUGAGAGAUACAUGACGCGAUUGGUUCAUUGCUUUAAAACUGAUCAAACCACGUUGAUACAAGAAGGCCGCAUGUUGAUUGAAUAUGUUACAAUGAAUGCUAUUGCUAUCCGAAAGAUUCUUAAGAAAUAUGAUAAGGUACAUAGCUCUGUAAACGGAAAGAACUUUAAGUUGAAAAUGCGAGCUGAACAUAUGGAGCUUUUGCAAUCCCCUUGGCUUAUUGAAUUGGGUGCUUUUUGUUUGAAUUUUAAAGGAGCCGAUGGUGGAGAUUAUCCUUCAGGAUUCUCCACUCAUUUUUCUGUGAUUGUCGAUGUGGCACCGACAAUGACAUUGAUGCUUCCAGAUUCUAUAAAGUUGGAAUAUGAUCUUACUUGCCCUAUAUGCUUGGAAACAUUAUGACCAUAUGCUUUGGGUUGUGGGCUCUUCUGCAAAUCAUGUGUUUGUUUAGCUGCCAGGAUGAGGGUAAUGGACCGAAGGCUGCCAGCCAGGGUCAAGUGCCCGGUUUGUAGAGAGGCUGGGGUAUAUCCUAAAGCAUUGCACAUGGUGGAACUGGAUAUGCUAUUGAAAAGAAGGUGUAAAGAGUACUGGAAGGAGAGACUGGUGGCAGAACGAGCCAGAAUGCUGAAACAAACGAAAGAUUUCUGGGAUUCCCAGACUAGAUAUGUGGUCGGGUAUUAAAAAUUUACACUACACCAUAUCAUCUUAUAAUCAAUCUGAUAUUUUCUUUUAUGUAACAUCAGCUGCCUUUGUUGCCAUUUGGUGGAGUUGGUGGCAGCAACUUGUGUUUUUGGAAUAACGUUGGUUGUUGCCUUUUUAUGCAAAGAAAAAAGCAAAACCAGGCGUGCAAACAUAUGGAUGUGGGGACUCUCGGAGUAAGAAAGUAUUGACUUUGCCUUUGUUUUUGUCAUUUUUCCUUAUCCAUCCAAGAACAGAUGCGAAGUAUAUGAUUCAUAUGUUUUUUUUUUUUUUUUUGGGGUCUUGAAUUUCUUCAAUUGAAAAAGAAAAGAAAGAAAAAAACAGCUUCUAAUUGUGCCAAUUGUGUAAUGAUUACAUGUGACAUUAAGUAGUGGAUUGUUUGGUGGUAAUUGUGAAAGCAUAAAUAAUUAUUGUUUUGAUA
Benincasa hispida (wax gourd) is the source of this 1741-nucleotide messenger RNA. RefSeq names its product SPX (SYG1/Pho81/XPR1) domain-containing protein / zinc finger (C3HC4-type RING finger) protein-like protein. NCBI's taxonomy places the organism in Eukaryota, Viridiplantae, Streptophyta, Magnoliopsida, Cucurbitales, Cucurbitaceae. The record is from RefSeq and is a predicted model, not a curated record.